CUGUCCCCCUCCCUGUCCUCCGUUCCACCCUCCCUCUUCCCUCCGCCCGGAGGUUCCCGGGUCCCCGGCGCCGCCUACUCUCUUCCCGGCUCCGGGCUCCCGCUACAGCACCUGCCCGGGGGAAGGAAAGACUGGGGGGUUGGGCAGAAGAGAGAGAGAGGAGGGAAAAGACCCCUGCUCGGCCCAGCGCUGUGUACUGGAGGCAGGAGGGAAAAGAGGAGAAGGAGAAGGGAGUGGGGGGGAGGGAGGAGCGGCCCGGCCUGGGGCCUUGAGGCCCGGGGAGAGGCGGGGAGCUGGGCCAGGGAAAGAGCCGGGUGAGCUGGGCCAAAGCGCCGAGCAGCAGCCAGGGAAACACUGUAGGACCUAGGAGGGGAAUGAAAGACAGAGCCGCACCCCGUCCGGUCCGCUUCCAGUGAGGUUCAAUUCUGUCCUAACCCGGGUGCCUCUUAUCCAGAUGCUGCUGCUGCUGCUACUGCCUCUCCUCCUUCCCUUGGGUUCUGAUGGGGCCCAGAACUCCAACACAACCUCAGAAGGCUGCCAAAUCAUACACCCACCAUGGGAAGGGGGGAUCCGCUACAGGGGCCUGACCCGAGAUCAGGUUCGGGCAAUCAACUUCCUGCCCGUUGACUAUGAGAUUGAGUAUGUGUGCCGGGGGGAUCGUGAGGUUGUGGGGCCCAAGGUUCGAAAGUGUCUCUCCAAUGGUUCUUGGACAGAUAUGGACAUGCCAAGCCGGUGUGUACGUACCUGUUCCAAGUCUUAUCUGACACUGGAUAAUGGGACAGCUUUCCUCAGGGGAGGGAACCGUCCAGCCCUGGAUGGUGCCUGGGUGGAUUUCAGAUGUGACCCUGGUUUCCAUCUAGUGGGAAGUUCCCGAAGCAUCUGUGUCCGGGGACAGUGGGACACCCCGAAGCCCUCCUGCCAGGUGAAGAGAACCACAUACACAGCCCCCUCCUCAGGCCGGCGCGCCGUCUAUAUCGGGGCGCUGUUCCCCAUGAGCGGGGGCUGGCCUGGGGGCCAGGCCUGCCAGCCGGCGGUGGAGAUGGCGCUGGAGGACGUGAACAGCCGCAGGGACAUCCUGCCCGACUACGAGCUCAAGCUCAUCCACCACGACAGCAAGUGUGAUCCUGGACAAGCCACCAAGUACCUAUAUGAACUGCUCUACAAUGAUCCCAUCAAGAUAAUCCUCUUGCCAGGCUGCAGCUCUGUCUCCACCCUUGUAGCAGAGGCUGCCAGGAUGUGGAACCUCAUUGUGCUUUCUUAUGGUUCAAGCUCACCAGCCCUGUCAAACCGGCAGCGUUUUCCUACUUUUUUUCGAACUCAUCCAUCAGCUACCCUCCAUAAUCCUACCCGAGUGAAGCUCUUUGAAAAGUGGGGCUGGAAGAAGAUUGCCACCAUUCAGCAGACCACUGAGGUUUUCACUUCGACUUUGGAUGAUCUAGAGGAACGAGUGAAGGAAGCAGGAAUUGAGAUUACUUUUCGUCAGAGCUUCUUUUCUGAUCCAGCCGUGCCAGUCAAGAACCUUAAGCGCCAGGAUGCUCGCAUCAUCGUGGGACUUUUCUAUGAAACUGAAGCUCGUAAAGUUUUCUGUGAGGUUUACAAGGAGCGUCUCUUUGGGAAGAAGUAUGUCUGGUUUCUCAUUGGCUGGUAUGCAGAUAACUGGUUCAGAACCCCAGACCCAGCCAUCAACUGCACUGAGCAAGAGAUGGCUGAAGCUGUAGAGGGACAUGUCACCACAGAGAUCGUUAUGUUAAACCCUGAGAAUACUCGUGGUAUCUCUAACAUGACAUCCCAGGAGUUUGUGCAAAAACUGACUCAGCGGUUGGGCAGCAAGAAAGCUGAGGAGACUGGUGGUUUUCAGGAGGCACCCCUGGCUUAUGAUGCCAUCUGGGCUUUGGCUUUAGCAUUGAAUAAGACAUCAGGGGGCAGUGGUGUUCAUUCAAGUGGAGGGGUACGACUGGAGGACUUCAACUAUAACAACCAGACCAUUACAGACCAGAUCUACCGGGCGAUGAACUCCUCAUCAUUUGAAGGAGUUUCUGGCCAUGUGGUAUUUGAUGCUAGUGGUUCUAGGAUGGCACGGACUCUCAUUGAACAGCUACAGGGUGGAAAAUACAUGCAGAUUGGUUACUAUGAUAGCACCAAGGAUGACCUCCACUGGUUGGGUGCUGACAAGUGGAUUGGAGGGUCCCCCCCAGCUGACCAAACCCUGGUCAUCAAGACAUUUCGCUUCCUGUCCCAGAAGCUCUUUAUCUCAGUCUCAGUACUAUCCAGUUUGGGCAUCGUGCUGGCCAUCGUUUGUCUAUCCUUUAACAUCUACAACUCUCAUGUCCGGUAUAUCCAGAACUCACAGCCAAACCUGAACAAUCUGACUGCAGUGGGCUGCUCCUUGGCUCUAGCUGCUGUCUUCCCACUUGGGCUAGAUGGCCACCACAUUAGGCAAGGCCACUUUCCGUUUGUUUGUCAGGCCCGACUCUGGCUUUUAGGUCUGGGCUUCAGUCUAGGCUAUGGCUCCAUGUUCACUAAGAUCUGGUGGGUCCACACAGUAUUCACAAAGAAAGAAGAGAAAAAGGAAAGAAGGAAGACUCUAGAAUCCUGGAAACUUUAUGCUACAGUGGGGCUGCUGGUGGGACUGGAUGUUUUCACACUGGCUAUUUGGCAGAUUGUGGAUCCCUUACAUCGAACUAUUGAGUCUUUCACCAAGGAGGAGCCAAAGCAAGAUAUUGAUAUCUCCAUUCUACCCCAGCUGGAGCACUGCAGCUCCAAGAAGAUGAAUACUUGGCUCGGUAUCUUCUAUGGGUAUAAGGGACUGUUGCUGCUGCUUGGGAUUUUCCUUGCCUAUGAGACUAAGAGUGUCUCCACUGAGAAAAUCAAUGACCACCGUGCUGUUGGCAUGGCAAUCUACAAUGUGGCGGUAUUAUGUCUCAUCACUGCCCCAGUCACUAUGAUCCUAUCCAGUCAGCAGGAUGCUGCUUUUGCCUUUGCUUCUCUUGCCAUUGUAUUUUCCUCCUACAUUACCUUAGUUGUGCUUUUUGUGCCCAAGAUGCGGAGGCUGAUCACCAGAGGAGAGUGGCAGUCUGAAGCCCAAGACACCAUGAAGACAGGCUCAUCUACUAAUAACAAUGAGGAAGAGAAGUCACGACUCCUAGAGAAAGAGAACCGGGAGCUAGAGAAGAUUAUUGCUGAGAAAGAGGAACGUGUCUCUGAACUUCGCCAUCAGCUCCAGUCUCGGCAGCAACUUCGUUCACGGCGUCACCCCCCAACUCCUCCAGACCCUUCAGGGGGCCUUCCUCGGGGUACCUCUGAACCACCCGACCGGCUCAGCUGUGAUGGGAGUCGGGUCCAUUUGCUCUAUAAGUGAGGGAAUGGUAGUGAGGGGAAGGAAGUAGAUAAGGGCUUUUUUGGGGGGGAGGUGGGGGGUGGGAAGUGGGGAAAGAUUUGGAGAAUUUUGGGGAGAAGCCCUCAUCCCCAGGGGACAGGAAUGGGCUUUCUAAUCCCACUGCUGUCUGUCUGUCUCUCCUAGGGUGGCUUGGGUUUCCAGUACUCUGAGAAACAAACCUCUUUCCUUAUACCCACACAUCUUCAUGUUCCGGCUUUAUUACCUCAGCUCUAAUUGCUCUUGGUCAUCUCUUGACGUACACUUACUCAUCACUGCCAUCUCCUAUCUUCUUGUGACUCACAUCUAACUCUAUCUCCCAUCCACUUAGCUCAUCUAAUUCAUACUUAUUGUGUCCUCUAGACCCCUCCUCCCACAUGUUUUGUACCUUUCUAUACUCUCAUACACUCAGAGUUCUCCCCACUCCAUAAACAUUAUGUUUUUUCCUUCCUUCUUGCAUUUUUUCUCCAGUAUUGGGCCAUUCCUAUGCUAAAUUUAGCACCUUUGUGUUCUCUCACUCUUCUCCCUUCUCCCUCCACAUGCAUUCAGGCUCUCCCAUUUACCCUUUUUACUUUGUCCACGUUCUUUUCUUUGCUCAGGCUUAUUUGCUCAUUGCCUCUGGCUUAUUCUUGCCCUUGUUCAUCAUUGUAUGUGUACUCUCCUCACACAUAUAAGUAUGUUCACAAACAUACUUGGUUUGCAUUCAAUUCAACAAGUGUAUUUUAAGGAUUUAAUAUGUGCUCGGCACAGGGAAAGAUGAAAAACCACCUAGUUCCUGUCCUUGUGGAGAUUACAGUCUAGUAGACAUUAGUUAUGUUAACAAUCAGUUUUAAUACAAGUUAGAGUAUUAGAAAUUCAUAGGAAAGGUCAGGGUGACAUGAACAAUUGAAGUAUCAUUUGUAGUUAGAGAUGUCCAGCAAAUCAGAGAAACAGUAUGAUAUAGUGCAUAGGGAGCUCACCUUGAAACCAGGAAGACCUGGAUUCAAGUCCUGACUCUGACACACAAUAGCUAUGUACUCUGGCCAACCCUCUAAGAACAUAAGUGGCAGAGAAGGUGCCAACCUGCAUUGAUGGAGUUUCCUCAUCUGAGAGUCCCCUAUACCAAGAAAGUCACAGGUUUGGUCCUUAUCCCUAUGCUCAGCCUUACAUAUGUGCUCUUGUAUAUGCCUAUGGUUAUGUGUGCAUUCUCACAUUCUCAUGGUCAUGUGUGCUUUUACAUACACCCCAUCUGCAAGUGCUAUAACCAGUGCUUUCCCUACACAUACUCAGUCACCUCUGUAUUCUUUGCACUUUUAUAGCCACAUGUUCACUUUUCCUAUAUAUUCUCAUUCAUAAACUCAUGUGCCCCUGCUACACAUUCCUUGCUCAUGUUGAUGGAUAGUAAAUCCAUGCUUCCUCUUGCCCAUAUCCAAACCCAUUCUAUAACCACAGUUUUUCUCCCCUCACAUGAUACUCUCCUUCCUCUAGUCACAACCACUUAGCACUUAGUCCAUAUUCAUAUCUUUCCUCCCUGUGAUCCUUCCCUUCUGACACAACUCCCUUGGGCUUAGGUUUUAGGGAGAAUUGAGGGAGAAGGCAUGGGGGCGGCACAAUUAAGCUACUUCUAGUGGCUAUCGAGCAAGCAGCCUUGAUCUGAAGGAGGAAUGCCUUCGACAACUAGGAAAAACAGACGGACAUAUUGGGCAUGGAUAUUUCCUCAUAUUGUGGUGUCUUCUGGGGAAGAUUCUCCUAGGCCUUCAAUAAACCAGAGAUCAAUGUGAUACAUGGCAUCUCUUCCUUCCUCUGUUGUUGAGAAAGGAGCAAAUACUUCUUUAUCUUGGAGAAUAUUGAAGGAAUAACUUAAAUUUAUGAAUCAACAAAGAGAUAUUGAACAGGGAUUUUUUUUGGGGGGUGGGGAGGGUGGUAGUCAGCUGCUGUUUAGAAUCAUUGAAAGGAAGGACCCCUUAAUAGAAAUAAUCUCUACCUCCUGAAGCAUGUUUCCAUCACAGUUUGAGAAGUUUCCUCUGCACUUUAAAUACAAUGAGAACAUCUAUAGGAGAUGAGUGAAAUGGCAUAUGGGAUCCUUUAGCAGUAGGAGCCUUUGAACACUGUUUCCUAGGAAAAAAAUAUUUGAAGGCAGUGAAAUAAAGCUUUUAUUAUUUAAUGACCAAAAAAUAAGACUGUACUGCUUAGAUUUUUUUGUUUCCUGUUAUCUCCCAGGCAUUCAUUCUUUGUAGUGAGGUAUCUCUUGGCCCUUACUUUUCUUGUUCCAGAACUUAAGAUUUAUUGCUUCUGCCUGACCACAUAACUUGGUGAAGUGCUUGCUGCCUGAAAUACUAUUUAAAGCUAAAGAGGAUUAAUGAUUUCCUAUUCUCUAUAUUGUUAUAAAGACAGAAGGAACCUAGAUAGUUGAAAUCUGCUGAAUCCAAUCUUCUGAUACAACUUCAAUGGAGAAGGCAAGGAGGAAGAAAAUAACUAUGGCCUGGAUAAUUCCUGUUAGGCAAGGUACAGAAAGGGAAGUGGCUUACCACUGACCUCAUGCAAAAAUUAAAAAGUGUGAAGAUGAAGUUUUUUCAGUAGCUGUGCUCACAAAGGGGAAAUCAGAGUCUUCCUUUGCAUGAGUGGUGGCACUGGGGGACUUAGUAGUGGAACAGGGUCUGGUAGAAUGAGAAUACAUUGGCUUCAGAAUAGUAGUUAGGAAGAUUUUUCUCCCUCCCACCCUUCACUCUGGGAAAGAGUUAUAUAACCAUGGAGCCUUCAAGUUGGAAGGGACCAUAGCAACUCUCUAUUGCAACCCUUUCCUCCAAAGGAAUUCCUGCUGCAUUCAUGCACUUCCUAAAGACCUCCAAUGCAGUGAAUCCAACUCCCUCCCAAGAGAGCCCAAUCUACUUGUGGACAGAUCUAAUCAUUAGGAAAUUUCUCCUGAUAUCAAGUACAAAUGGACCUCCUUGCAGUUCUUCUCAUUCUGCUUUCUAGGGUCUAAUAUCUCCUCCUCAUGACCGCUCUUCAGAUAUUUAGGAUCAUUGCUGUAGGACCAGAAGGGAGCCAUCUAGUCCAACCUCUUUUUAGAGAGGAGGUAAUUGAGACCAAGUGAGGUUAUUAAUUGUUUAAAGUUACACAGGUAAUAAAUAUCAGGUGAUGUCACUCCAGAGUUAGUGCUCUUUCUCAUGUACUCCUGAACAUAACUCUCAUGUCUCUGCUCCUUCCUCCCACCCCCACAAUCUUCUCUAGACUAGAUAUUCCUAGUUUCUUCAACUGAACCCCAUGUGGUAGAAUCAAGACCCUUUAUUACCCUGAGCUCCCUCAUAUGGAUGCUCUUGGGCAUAAUUACCAAUGAUCUUCCUAAACAGAUACAGAACAAUACUACAGAUGUCAUCUGACCAUAGCAAAGCACUGUGGGACUAGCACUUGUUGCAGGAAGUUAUGUUUUUCUUAAUGUACCUCAAGAUGGCAUAUCACAUUGUUGAAUUAUACUGAACUUUCAAUGUACCAAAACCCCAAGAUUUUUUUUUCCAGACCAACUAGUAUCUAAACAUGUCUCCCUCAUCUUGUGCUUAUGAAGUUGAUUUUUUGAACCUAAGUGCAAGACAUUACAUUAUUAAAUUUCCUCUUACAUGAUUCAA
This is a messenger RNA of Dromiciops gliroides (monito del monte), 6975 nucleotides long. RefSeq names its product gamma-aminobutyric acid type B receptor subunit 1 (gene GABBR1). The transcript is spliced from 23 exons. Gene Ontology annotation, cellular component: membrane; G protein-coupled receptor heterodimeric complex. Gene Ontology annotation, molecular function: G protein-coupled GABA receptor activity. The record is from RefSeq and is a predicted model, not a curated record. The coding region runs from base 455 to 3358 and encodes 967 amino acids. Gene Ontology annotation, biological process: G protein-coupled receptor signaling pathway; gamma-aminobutyric acid signaling pathway. NCBI's taxonomy places the organism in Eukaryota, Metazoa, Chordata, Mammalia, Microbiotheria, Microbiotheriidae.